CAGGCUGACUCUCUUUUCAGAUGGACGUGUCGAGUAUCAAAUGAGAAGGUGAGACGUAUUGGAGACAAUUCGCAAAAGGACUACGAAUCCAACACGGAAGGAUUACCGAUUAAUGUCGGGAAGCUUCAUUCAACAAUAUCUAACAAGAAAUAUCAAUCAUUGACUCAUCCCGAUGAUCUCAAUGAAAGAUUGGAAUCGCGAAACGAUCAUUCGGCAGAUUCCCAUCUGGAUAGCUUUGAAAAAAAGCAGAAGCUUCAAAAGAACCACACGAUAGAUUCUCGAAACAAUAUGGGACGAUGCGAACAGAUAUCGGAACAUAAACACGCAGAAUUAACUCGCUCAAAGAAUGAGAACAAAUGCAUCUCCUACAAAUGUAAAGAAUGCGGGAAAAUUCUCUCCACCUCGUAUAAUCUGCUCAUCCACUGUAAUAUUCACACAGACGCGCGACCUUACAACUGUUCUAUCUGCGACAAGAGCUUCCGAUCGGCAUCCAAUAUGAACAGACAUGUACGUGAUGUCCACAAUGGCGUCAAGAAUUUUGUUUGCGACGUGUGCGGCCGUCGUCUCGCCUCACGAGAGUCGAGGGACGAGCACAGACGCACUCAUACCGGCGAGAGACCUCAUACGUGCGAGACCUGUGGCAAAUCUUUCAAACAGAAGGCGUCCCUGCACGUGCAUCGGCUCUAUCAUUCCCAAAUUUUACCGCAUCAUUGCGAUCUAUGCGAUCGCGGUUUCCGGAGGAAGCAAGAAUUGGACAAGCAUGUGUCCUGGCAUUUCGAUCAAAAGCCUUAUGCUUGCGAUAUCUGUGACGAGCAUUUCAGCAGCAAGAGUUGUGUUGUUCGUCAUCAACGUAUUCAUAUCGAUCAACAGUCACAUAUUUGCACGAUUUGUAACGCUGGAUUCACUCAGGAACGCUAUCUGAAAAGGCACUGUGAAAACUUUCACAAAACUGUAUAUAUAUAAACAUAAACAGGUUUCGUUGUUUGUUUAUGGAUACGUUCUGACGAAAUAUACAAUGUUGUGUAACACAACACAAGUGAAUUCUUGAUUAGGAAGAAUUGAAAAACAUUCAAUCGAAUAGAAUCUUGACGAGUAAAGAAGAGGAAGAAAAGGAAAUCAGGAGCAAGAAUCCCGAAGAAAACCAACCUUUACGUAUCAUAAAUGUAUCUUCUGAUGAUAAAUUUGAAUUGAAACAUUAUAUAAAGUGCCGCCAAUAAAACG
This is a messenger RNA of Formica exsecta, 1221 nucleotides long. RefSeq names its product zinc finger protein 239-like. The transcript has 2 exons. The annotation marks the transcript as partial. Lineage: Eukaryota; Metazoa; Arthropoda; Insecta; Hymenoptera; Formicidae. Gene Ontology annotation, molecular function: DNA-binding transcription factor activity; RNA polymerase II cis-regulatory region sequence-specific DNA binding. The record is from RefSeq and is a predicted model, not a curated record. Gene Ontology annotation, biological process: regulation of transcription by RNA polymerase II.